Messenger RNA from Peronospora matthiolae, 147 nucleotides. Lineage: Eukaryota; Oomycota; Peronosporomycetes; Peronosporales; Peronosporaceae. The record is from the annotation of a GenBank genome assembly.
AUGCAGCAGUUAGCCGAGAAGGAAAAGGAAGAGGAGGAAGACGACGAUAUUGGGCAAGGCGAGUUCCGAAUAGCCGACAGCGCGGGCGCCAUUCUGGAUCCGUUCAUGGGCGACAAUUUUGAAGAGGCCAUAUGGAGGAAGGUCUGA